Molecule: messenger RNA, 1867 nt
Organism: Loxodonta africana (African savanna elephant)
Lineage: Eukaryota; Metazoa; Chordata; Mammalia; Proboscidea; Elephantidae
Gene: P2RX2
Product: purinergic receptor P2X 2
Exons: 11
Coding region: 1-1377 (458 amino acids)
Biological process (GO): response to ATP; calcium ion transmembrane transport
Cellular component (GO): nuclear inner membrane; signaling receptor complex; plasma membrane
Molecular function (GO): ATP binding; purinergic nucleotide receptor activity; extracellularly ATP-gated monoatomic cation channel activity
Source: RefSeq, a predicted model, not a curated record
AUGGCCUCCGCGGAGCCGGAGCCCCCUGCGCGGACGGGCGCGGCGCGGCGCCUGGCCCGGGGCUGCUGGUCGGCGUUCUGGGACUACGAGACGCCCAAGGUGAUCGUGGUGAAGAACCGGCACCUGGGCGUCGUCUACCGCGCGGUGCAGCUGCUCAUCCUGCUCUACUUCGUGUGGUACGUGUUCAUUGUGCAGAAGAGCUACCAGGACACUGAGUCGGGCCCAGAGAGCUCCAUCAUCACCAAGGUCAAGGGCAUCAGCACUUCGGAGCACAAAGUGUGGGACGUGGAGGAGUAUGUCAGGCCCCCCGAGGGGGGCAGCGUGUUCAGCAUCAUCACAAGGAUUGAGGUCACCCCCUCCCAGGCCCUGGGAACCUGCCCUGAGAGCAUAAGGGUCAGCAACUCCAGCUGCAACUCAGACAAGGACUGCGUGGCCGGGGAGCUGGACAUGCUGGGGAACGGGCUGCGGACCGGGCGCUGCGUGCCCUAUUACUAUGGAUCCUCAAAGACAUGUGAGGUUUCUGGCUGGUGCCCGGUGGAGGACGGAGCCUCUGUCAGCCAAUUCCUGGGCAAGAUGGCCCGUAACUUCACCGUCCUCAUCAAGAACAGUAUCCACUACCCCAAGUUCCAGUUCUCCAAGAGCAACAUUGCCAGCAGGAAGGAUGACUACCUAAGGCACUGCACCUUUGAUGAGGUUUCCAACCUCUACUGCCCCAUCUUCAAGUUGGGCUUCAUCGUGGAGCAGGCUGGGGAGAACUUCACAGAGCUGGCACACAAGGGCGGAGUCAUCGGGGUCAUCAUCAACUGGCACUGUGACCUGGACCUGUCUGCAUCCCAGUGCAACCCCAAGUACUCCUUCCGGCGGCUCGACCCCAAGCAUGUCCCUGCCUCCUCAGGCUACAACUUCAGGUUUGCCAAGUACUACAAGGUGAACGGCACCACCAUCCGCACGCUCAUCAAGGCCUACGGGAUCCGCAUCGAUGUAAUCGUGCACGGACAGGCAGGAAAGUUCAGCCUGAUCCCCACUAUCAUCAACGUGGCCACGGCGCUGACGUCGAUUGGGGUGGGCUCCUUCCUGUGUGACUGGAUCCUGCUCACAUUCAUGAACAAGAACAAGGUCUACAGCCACAAGAAGUUUGACGAGGUGUGUGCUCCGAGGCAGGCCCAGGCGAGCUGGCCUGUGACCCUAGCCCUAGUUCUGGGCCAGGCCCCUCCCCCAUGCCCUCCCCUAGGACCGGCCAGCCCAUACUGCCUCUCUGCCCGGCCUGAGCAGAUGGUGGACGGUCCUGACCCGACUGUGGGACAAGGGCUUUCCACCUCCGAGCCUCCCCAGCAGGACUUCAUGCCCACGGACCAGAAAGGUCUGGCUCAACUCUGAGCCAACGACACACCACCUUGCCAGCAUGCUGCGCCACAGACCUGGGCCCUGUGAAGGCUGGCCCCCUCAAGUCUCGGCUCCAGAGAUGGAGCCCCGCUCCCCCGUCACAGCCAGGGACCCCAGCACCAACGGCUGGGCCUUGCCAUGCACCAUGACUGCUACCCACCCAUCAACACCAGGACCCUAAGGCCCCUCUGUGGGAGGGCCUUGCUCCAGCCCUCCACCUGGGUGGGUCUCCAGUGGGGAGAGGCAAGUUCCUGCCAUCCUCUCCCCACUGACCCCUCCCUGCAGAGCUCUGCACCCACCCUGCUCCCUCUCACACAGCCCCAGGACCCCCGCCCCUUGGAGCUGAGCUGAGGGCUGCCCCUGCUCCUACGCAAGGGGGAGGAUCCCACCCCGCUCCAUUCAUAGCUUCACAGCCUGUCUGCUUAGACCCUUCAUGAACCUUGUAGCCAGGAGGUCACAGCACACCCAAAGUUCAUUAAACCUG